Molecule: messenger RNA, 1371 nt
Organism: Trypanosoma cruzi
Lineage: Eukaryota; Euglenozoa; Kinetoplastea; Trypanosomatida; Trypanosomatidae
Exons: 1
Coding region: 1-1371 (456 amino acids)
Biological process (GO): activation of GTPase activity; nucleocytoplasmic transport
Cellular component (GO): nucleus; perinuclear region of cytoplasm; cytosol
Molecular function (GO): GTPase activator activity; small GTPase binding
Source: RefSeq, a predicted model, not a curated record
AUGUUGUUUUCCGCCUUAUUGCAAAUACGUGCACAUGCGCACAGGGGAGGGGGGAGAAAGCGUGAGAGGGGUAUUGACGUGAGGAUGGCCAAGAAGGAAAAGAUACCGCCUCCAGGAACUAGCAAAGAUCCGACGACAAACUUCUACACAAGAAGGAAGUGGCGGACGGCACUUCUCCAGGCAACUCUUGAGCUGCAGGGGAGGAAAAUCAUCCCCCGCGGUGUCUUGAUCAUUGGUACGGCUCUCAUGAAGAACAAACAUGUGGUGCGCCUAGAUCUUUCGCAAAACAAUAUCGGUGAUGAGGGAGCCGUGACGAUGGCGGAGGUUCUUCGGAAAAAUGAAACCAUUCAAUAUUUGAAUCUUGCGCAGAACGGUAUUACAGACGUGGGAGGGAUAGCGCUGGCCAGUGCCUUCAUUCCAAAUGUCAAUCCCAAUGGGCAGCCCGGACAGUGGAACCGCAACUUGUUCACCAUCAUUCUGGCGGGAAAUGACUUGGGCGACGACACGCUGUUGGCCAUGAGUAAGGCGGCGGCGUGCCACCGCGAUCUCACCUCUGUCGACCUCAGUUGGAACAACGUUGGCCCGCUGGGAACGAAGUGUCUUUUGCGGUCCAUGCAACGUAACCCGCUAUGUGUAUAUCACCUCAUGGCAAACAAAAUUGGUGACGCCGGCACCACGUGUCUCUGCGAGGCAAUGCAACGCUUUGCUGGAAAAGGCACAACAACGCUCAACCUGUUCCGUAACGAUGUUCGCCACAAGGGGUGCGAGGCGGUGGGUCGGCUGCUGGAAAACAAUGAAUUCAUACUCGAAGUUAGUCUACACAGCAACACACUUGGGUUGAAGGGGAUGCAAUUACUCCGCCAGCACUUCACCGCCGCACCCAACCGAGUACGCUCCCUCAAUUUAGGGAACUGCAUGCUGGGCGACGAAGGCGCGCCCGAAGCGGCGGCACUCAUCACGGCGAAUCUUCCGGCGCUAGAGCGACUGAACUUAGCGAGCAACGGCUUUUCCGAUGACGGUGGUGUAAUCAUUGUCAAGGCGCUUUUAAAGAACACAUUUCUCGUUAUGGUGAGCUGCGCUGAUAACACAUUCGGUACAAAAACGGUGGAUGCGACUGCCGAACUUAUUGGCACCGCGAAGGUUUUGAAGCUGCUUGACUUCACCAACUCGAUUGAGUCCGUCGAGAUGCGAAGAACCCUCGCCUUUGCCGCCAGUGACGCCGAUGGCAUUCGCGUCGAGGUGGGAGAGGUGCAGGAGGAGACCCUCGACGACAGGCUGCAGCACGUUGCCGAGUACAUGCAAAUGAUCCUGGACGCCGAGGCCGAGAGGGCGAAGAGCAGGAAGUCCAAGAAGAGGCCAAAGAAGGAAUGA